Molecule: messenger RNA, 2008 nt
Organism: Synchiropus splendidus (mandarinfish)
Lineage: Eukaryota; Metazoa; Chordata; Actinopteri; Syngnathiformes; Callionymidae
Gene: znf511
Product: zinc finger protein 511
Exons: 5
Coding region: 86-904 (272 amino acids)
Source: RefSeq, a predicted model, not a curated record
CUCAAACUUAGCGUUUGAUGGAGAAGGCGGGAGUUAAUUCAAGCCAAACUGUUCACAAAACCCGACGGGAGUCACUUCGACGAGAAUGGACGAUAAAGGCUGCUAUGAAGAAACGAGCGGUCAGCAGGAACAAACCCAAGACACAAACCCGUUUAACUUCACGCCGCAGCUGAUUCACCUGCACCGCAGUCAUGAGUGGUUCGAGGACGGAGACAUCCAGAGACACAUGUACCUGCAAGAUCUUUACAUCCCGGAGGAGGAAAAGGCAGCCAUUCGUGUGUCAGAGUUCGGCUGUCACAUCUCCGGCUGUAGUGCCGUUCACAGUACCUUGGAGGAGUAUGAGCAUCACUACAACUCCUUGCACAGACAUGUCUGCUCUUCCUGUCAUCGCGCCCUACCAACAGCCCGACUCCUCGACAUACACAUCCAAGAGUGGCAUGACUCUCUUUUUACCAUCCUCGCCCAGCGUCAAAACAUGUAUCAGUGUUUGGUGGAGGGCUGUGAGGACAAGUUCAAGACCAGCGUUCACAGAAAGGAUCAUCUGAUAAGGAUUCAUAAAUAUCCCCCGGAUUUCAGAUUUGAUAAGAAGAAAAAAGACAGUGGAAAGAAAGAGAAGAAACACAAGCAGCAAAAUGACACUGCAAUGGAGGUAGUGAACACUGUGCGUGAAUCUGCUGCUGCUGCCAGUUUAUCCCCCAAACCUGAGGAAAUGGAAUCUAUGGAGACACACUCUUCCAGAGAAGAUGAUGAAGCAAAGCUGGACACUUUUACAGCGGUCGAUAUUUCGAACAGGAUGAGUGCGGAACCUCAGAAGCCUCAGUAUUCGUACAGGAUCCCGGCGAACGUGUGUUUUGGCCAUGGAUCCAUCCGAGGCUUCAGAGGACGCAGAGGAAGAAGGAAAUAAAUCGCCUCACUGUGUCAUUUUAUUCUCCCAAAUAAAUUAUUUUGCCUACACUUUUAUUUGUGUUUGCCUUUAUUCAGAAUAAUAGAAAAAUAAUCUUUCAUUCAUUAAAAACAAAUGAAAAAAAAAAGAAAUCAUCUCCCGUGGACAAGUACAAAUUCAGAAUUCAUUUAAUAGAUCUGAAAAGGUUCUCACUCAACAUAUAUAAAAUUCACUUUACAUUUUUACAUGUCUGACUGGUGAAUCCAUCAGCAGUGUUUAUAGGCACAAAGAACAGUUAUUUACACAAUAUAAGGCUUUUGUUCUUUGGGGGGACCAAUUCUAGUGAAAAAAAGGAUUAAAUCACCCUCAAAUAUUCAUCAAGAUUAAAAACAAUGAAGCAGUUUGAAAUGGUUUGUCAUAAUAGAACUUCGAGCAAAGCUAAAAAAUAAAAUAAAAUUAUAAAUACGUGAUGAUAUAAUUCGGGAAUAACGACUUUAAUUGCUUAUUUUGAGCCCAAAGCUUAGCUCACUAAUUGCGCGCCCUGGAAAACAACCGUUUGUUAAUAAAUUAAAAACGAAGUUGGCAGAAAAAAAACCUUUCGAGUCCGUGCAGGAGAUGGGCAACUUGUGUGAUAGUAUGCGAAGGUGAAAUUUCAAUUAUUUGGGGACGAACGAUCAAGAUUUAAAUUGAUAAAUGCAGGCAUCGUCGCUUACUGGACCAUUCUAUUUUCCGGGGCUCUAAAGGCGUGGUGCUUCCGAUAGUCGUGUUAUGAUAAGUAGUACAUCCCAUAAGGUCCACUGAAAAGUCCGGGGACGGGCAUCGCAGGCCGAGCUCCGUACAGGGCCGGCGCGGCGCUCAGAGGGAAGGGGAUGGCGAAGGCCGCCGGCAGCAGCGGUUUAGCGGCCAGUUUCAGCUUCUCCAGCUCGGCCUCCUGCAGUCUCUUGGCCUUUGCUCGGCGGUUCUGGAACCAGAUCUUGACCUGGGUCUCUGUGAGGCUGAGGGAGUUGGAGAACUCGGCUCUCUCCGCGAUGGAGAGGUAUUGUUUCUGCCGGAACUUCCUCUCCAGCGAGAGCAGCUGAGUGGUCGUGAAGGGGGUUCUGGGCUUCCUGUUGUUCUUGUGUUUGC